Plenodomus lingam JN3 is the source of this 249-nucleotide messenger RNA. RefSeq lists its product as uncharacterized. Lineage: Eukaryota; Fungi; Ascomycota; Dothideomycetes; Pleosporales; Leptosphaeriaceae. The record is from RefSeq and is a predicted model, not a curated record.
AUGGCCGAGCCCAAGCUGCCCAACAGAACCAGCAUAGGUGCACACUUGAGCAUGUUGUUACACUUUGUUUUCCAGAAGCCUGAAGAUUCCGUAGGUAUAUCCAUGUUUCACGGCGCUUUGUCCUCGGAAAAGACGCGAUUGAGAGACCAGGUCAUGGGCCUUUGCCAACCGCCAAUUCCGAAACUCGCUACAAGCUUAGCCCAUCUUCCCCGUAAUCAGGCCAUCCCCGCGACAAUCACAAACGGGUAG